GAGCUGGGUGUUUGUUUGGGACUGGGGAAGGGAGGCGGCGGGUGAAGCGCACGUAGAGCGGGGGGAGCGGCGCUGCCUGUGGAGAUCCGCUGAGGCCGACAGGACUCGCUGGCUGCCGUCCCCGCUGCCGUGCACUGGUUGUCAUCUAUUGUGGACUAAAGAAUCCUGAACUUGGAAGGAAAAAUUGAAUAGAUUUCUUCUACAUGGUUUGGGUUUUAUCAUAGUGAAAGAGGCAAAUGAACUUACUGCAUCAUAGUGCAUCAACAGUUCUUUACAGGUUACAAAAACAACUAACAUACAACCAUGAAAGAUCCAAGUCGCAGCAGUACUAGCCCAAGCAUCAUCAAUGAAGAUGUGAUUAUUAAUGGUCAUUCUCAUGAAGAUGAUAAUCCAUUUGCUGAGUACAUGUGGAUGGAAAAUGAAGAGGAAUUCAACAGACAGAUUGAAGAGGAGUUGUGGGAAGAAGAAUUUAUUGAGCGCUGUUUCCAGGAAAUGCUGGAAGAAGAAGAAGAACAUGAGUGGUUCAUUCCAGCUCGAGACCUCCCACAAACUAUGGACCAAAUCCAGGACCAGUUUAAUGACCUUGUCAUCAGUGACAGUUCUUCUCUGGAGGAUCUUGUGGUCAAGAGUAAUCUGAAUCCAAAUGCAAAGGAGUUUGUUCCUGGGGUGAAGUACUAAAUAUUUGAGUAGAUGGGGCCCUCUUUUGGUGGAUGUAGCACAAUUUCCACACUGUGAAGGCAGUAUUAGAAGACUUAAUUGUAAAAGCUCUCCCUUCUUGUCACUGUGUUACACUUAUGCAUUGCCAAAGUUUUGUUAGUCUUGCAUGCUUAAUAAAAGUGCUGAGACUGUUAUUAAGUAAAAAGCUGUCAAACGUUUACUGAAAGUAAUUGGACCUUGGCUUGAUGUGAAGGACAGUGAGGAAAGAAGCACCAGUCAAGUUGUGACAAAUCAGACAACCUCUGAAAAAGAUUUAGAAAUUUGACUAAAUGAUUUGUUUUAAUUGAGACUAAACUAGUCACUUGGUGUUAACCAACACCUGUUAAUGCCUUAACUUUAAAAAAAAAAGUCAAUUUUGAAAGUAAAGUUCUAAUUGUUAUACAAAUUACUUCGUUCAGACUUCAGUAUUGUUACUUAUUGUAUUUGUCCCCGUGGAGAGAAACUUAUACUUCAAGAAUAGAAUUGGUAAUGAAAGAGCUCCACGCAAGCCAGCUGGUCUCGAGUGGCUUCUAAAGUUACAGAGUAACAAAUGGAUGGAAAACUACCCCCUGAUUUUUACAUUAUGUUAUCAUGUUAGAAAUGUUGAAACCCACUCCUAGUUAUACAUCCAAGGAGGAGUGUAAUUUGAAAAUUACAUCAUCUUCCAAGUUCCCCAGUACUUCAUAGCUGUGUCUAUGUAAAUUCUAGCAUAUAACACUUAGUCAAAUUGAACCAAGGAAGUCUUAGCAUUCUGAUUUGAGUGGUGCUUUUCCCUUGCUUUGUUAAUCAUCACUACACAAUAGUCUACAGCACAACAACUUUUCUUUUAACAAAGCUAGAACAGUUUUGGCUUCUUAAACUUCAUAUUUGGGUAGGUUAAGCUGCCAUACGUGUUCAGUGUGAAUAGUGUUUAAGUUGAAAAUAUUGUAAAAAAAUUAUAUUUUUUCAAAAAUAUUUAAAAAAAUAAAUAAUAGUAGAACUGAGCUGAUGGUUGUGUUUAUUGGAUGCAAGAAUUCUCCCUUAUGGAGAAAACUACUUUUUAUCUGUGGGCUCAGUAACUUGACAUAAGAACUGUCACAAACAAAUAGGCUUUAUUGGAUUUCAAAUUGUUGGGCACAUACAUAAAAGAUUUAUCACACUGGAUGUGCCUCUCUUUUGAAAUAAACAUGUAAAGUAAAACUACGAGGCCUAUCCCUACUCUUUCUCAGAGUACUCAUGCUGUAAUUCAGAACAAUAGUCUGUAUUUCUGACCUCAAAAUAAAAUGAUUUCUCCCUACUUCUUCCUAAUUUUAAGGCUCUUUUAACUAUAUUCCUUUGCUCACAUGUGUCUGUGACUGCCUUGGAAUCUUUUCCCCCAUUCCAUUUUCUUACUUAACAUGUGUUAGUAGAUAUAGUUGGGAUUACAGCUUUUUCACCUAGACCUUUUUCCCAUAGGGUAUUCAGCAAGAUCUUUAGUUGUGCUAGCUUGUCAGUAUCCUACUCAAUUCCUUCUUUUACAACACAAUCAUGUCUCUCUGUUUUAUACUCUUUAUGAAGUAAUAUCCCAUGCAUUUGCUUUAUCCAAUUUAGAUUCUCUUGAGCCUGACAUUGCUAAUCAUACUUACCUACUGUCCUUGAGGAAAAAUCAGAUUUUUCUGCAUUCACAAGAAGAAAUGAUUUUAGGAGUUUUAUUUGGCAUUUCUCCAGCAACAGGAAAACCCAUGUGAAGGUUUGAUCAAGAAUCUGCAGCAGGAUCUUCCUCUGCCCCAAAUUUUUCAUGGUAAUGGGACUCUAAUGGGACUCCCUAAACCCUUGAACCAUGGUGUCAAAUGAUCUCUGAUAGUACUAAAAUGCUUUGUUCUUGGAAACCAGUUUGAUGAGGUGUAUUGUGUAGAUAUUUGGAAAGAAUUUUCAGCUUAUUGAUGCUUGAUUCAUUCUUCAGUAGCUGUACAACUGUGCCUCUGUUACAUUUUAACAGUUUAAUACUUUAACUGGCCCCAGCCAUCUGCUCUGGGUUUGGUACUUAAAGAAGCUCCUCAGAUAACACAUUAUCCAUCAUGAGCUACAUACUGAUACAAUAGAUAGAACACUAAGAGACUGUACCGGAAUAAAAUAAGACAUUUAUGCCAGAAUUCUUGGCUAUAUGAUAUCUUAAUACUUUAUCAGGGGUAUAAAACUAAACAUUAAAAGUACUUAAAUGCUCAGCUGAAACCAGACUCCAACUUGAAAAGGCAGUGUGUUAUCAUGGAAAGAUUGCUAGGCUUAAAGUCAGGCAAGAUCUAGUUGUGAAUCCUGCUUCUGACUUAAUACUAAUAGUAUGACCUCAAAUGAAUCUGUUUUUCUCAUUCAUAGUAUAAAGGUAAUUGUAUCAACUUCAUAGGGCUGUUAUAAUGAGUGGCUGAAAAUAAUUAUAUAUAAAGCACCUUGCAAAUCUUAAAAGUAUUAUAUAAAAGCAAGCUACUAAAAUGCUAUUGAUGUAAGUUGGAAUUGUAGAAAUGACACAAAUUCCUGAGAGGAUGCCCAUUUUUCAUAAAAGCAAAAUUGAUGUAUCAACUGAAUGUUAAUUGUCACAGCAUAAAAAAGAUUAGGUCAUAUAUUGUUCAUAACUAUAGCUAGGAAAAGAAUUAAAGGACAGAGAAAUAAAGAUUAGGAAGCAGAGUCAAGAUGGUGAAGAAAAGACAGCAAUGUGCCAGAGCUCUCCCCAAAUCCUGCGCCCCUAAAUAUAAUGUCAAAACAAUUCCAGAAACAGAAUUCACAUAAAGAUGAGGUGAAAUAAUUUUCUAGCCAAAGACUACUUAGAAGGUCAGCAGGAAAGAUCGAUCCCACCUGGCUGAGAGUGGAGCAAAAUCCAGUGCUAGCUGUGCCGGCACAAUCCCAACCCCUUCCCUAGCAAGCUAGGAGUAGGUCUUGGUAGCUGCUUAAUCAGCAGUAGCAAUGGUUCCAGAGCUCUCAGCCUACAGAUAGUAAAGUCAAACAAUUGGUCAGAAGGAGAUAAUGGGUCUUUUUUCUGGCCCUGACACAGGACUCUUGUUUUGCCCAUAAUUCUAUGAGAAUCACGUGCACUAGCACACCAGAGCUUGUGACCAUAGUAGAGCAAGGACCCUCAUCACAGUUUCAUGAUGGAAAAGAAUGCUUGUGGUCACAGAUCAGAGCACAGGCCAGAAAAUUAGCAAACAUUUCUCCUAUCACACCACCUUGGAAGAAAAGUCUAAUAAUAGACUGGGAAAAUGAGCAAACAGAAGAAAAUAAUGAUCAUAGAAAAUUACCAUGAUGACAAGGAAGAUCAAAACACUCAGAAGAAAAUAACAGUCAAAGCUACAUCUAAAGCCUCCUAAAGCCUCCCAAGAAAAUUAGGGAUUGGUCUCAGAUCAUAGAAAAGCUCACAAAGGAUUUUGAGUCAUGUAAGAGGUAGAGGAAAAAAAGAGAGGUAGAGGAAGAGAAAUGAAAGUGAUGUGUGAAAAAGUCAUGAAAAAAAAAAAAAGACUUGCUUUGUAAAGGAGAUGCAAAAAAUACA
Sarcophilus harrisii (Tasmanian devil) is the source of this 4189-nucleotide messenger RNA. It is a transcript of the gene PAIP2, whose product is annotated as poly(A) binding protein interacting protein 2. Lineage: Eukaryota; Metazoa; Chordata; Mammalia; Dasyuromorphia; Dasyuridae. Gene Ontology annotation, cellular component: cytoplasm. The transcript is spliced from 5 exons. Gene Ontology annotation, molecular function: mRNA regulatory element binding translation repressor activity. The record is from RefSeq and is a predicted model, not a curated record. Gene Ontology annotation, biological process: negative regulation of translational initiation. Bases 304 to 678 code for a protein of 124 amino acids.